AUGCCCACCAUGAGAUAUUUCACGAUUUUGACGGGCUUGACCCUGUUCCUGCUCUCUGCAGCAGAAGAUCUGAGUCAACAUGUCGACGUGUUUAUGGGAUCCGAAGGAGGAGGAAACGACUUCCCUGGCGCCACAAGACCAUUCGGCAUGGUCAAGCUCGGCCCCGACCUCCUACAAUCAGGCACAGACGCAUACUCCGGCUACCUCCCCACCGGCGAAUUCUCCGGCUUCAGCAUGAUGCACGAGCAAGGCACCGGCGGCGCCCCCAAAUACGGCACCGUCUCGCAGCUGCCACUCGUCGGCAAUAUCAGUGAUCCGCUUUCGAACAUCACAGUUGCACGAGACGGGACUGAUCAAGGUUCCGUCGGGUACUACAAGGCGCAAACUGGGCAGGGCGUCGAGGUCGAAUUGAGUGCUUCGUCUCGUGCGGGUAUCUACCGGUAUAAUUACCCGAUUGGGUCGGUUACCAACGUGCUGAUUGAUGUCUCGCAUGUUCUGCCUUCGUUUCGGGGCCAGGGUCUUGGUCAGAACUAUAAGGGUGGGAAUUUGACCAUCUUUCAAGAUGGGCAUUAUGAGGGGCAGGGGACUUAUGAUAAUGGAUGGAAUGAGGCUCCUGACUGGACGAUCUACUUUUGUGGCCAUUUUGAUUCAACGGCAACGAGCAACAAGACAUAUACCGCAGCAGGCUCGGCCGGCAGUGUCGAGCAGCCCGAUGGCGAGGUAUCAUCUUCGUCCGGCUCUACACGAAUUGGCGGGCUCUUCACUUUCAGUGACACUGAAGUGAUUUCUCGUGUCGGUAUCUCUUGGAUCUCCACCGAGCAGGCGUGCGAUAAUGUGGACCGUGAGAUUCCCAAGGGUACGAAAUUCGCCUCUGUGGUCGACGAUGCCGUUUCCGAAUGGAACACCAAGGUCCUGUCGAAGAUCAAGACGACAAGUACCGACGAAACCAGCCUGAGUCUACUCUAUACAUCGCUCUAUUUCAUGCAUUUGAUCCCCACCAAUCAGACCGGUGAGAAUCCGGGCUGGAAAUCCAAUGAGCCCUACUACCAAGAUAUCUUUACUUUCUGGGACCUCUUCCGAUGCUCGACUGCCCUAAUGCAGGUCCUCCAGCCAACCGCCUAUGAGGAACAGAUCCGCUCCCUCAUCGACAUCUGGCGACACGAUGGCUAUCUUCCCGACGCCCGAUCCUCCAACUACAACGGCCGGACCCAGGGCGGAUCCAACGCCGACAACAUCCUCGCCGACGCCUACGUCAAGGGUGUCCGCGGCCAAGUUAACUGGCAAGACGGGUACAGGGCCAUGGUCGAAGACGCGGAAAUUACACCCGCCAAUUACCCUGUUGACCCAAUGGCAUCCGACUCCUCCACACACCAAGGCCGCGGCGCUCUGCCAGACUGGCUGAACCUGGGCUACAUCACACCGCGAUUUAGCCGGGCCGUUACACGGGCGGUUGAGUACGCCUGCAACGAUUUCGGUCUGUACCAGGUGGCGUCUGGACUGGGGAAGGAGGAUGAUGCGCGGAAGUACCUGAAUCGCUCGCGGAACUGGCGCAAUCAUUGGAAUCCGAAUCAGACGUCGCUGGGAUUCUCGGGGUUUGUGGUCCCCCGUAAUGCGGAUGGUUUCAUUGCGACGGAUCCCUUAAAGGAUGGUGGGUAUUGGGGGGAUCCGUACUACGAGGCUAGUUCCUGGGCAUAUUCGUGGAAUGAUGUGCAUGAUAUGAAGCAUCUCGUUGAAUUGAUGGGCGGUGCGGAGACGGUUGUCCAGCGUUUGGACACAGUAUUCAGCAAGGGGAUUUUUGACUCGACUAAUGAGCCGAUGUUCAACUUACCCUACCUGUACAACUACGUCGACCGACAGGAUCUCUCCGUCUCGCAGUCGCGCAAGGUCGCCAAGGGAGAUUAUCACACCGACCCAUCCGGGCUGCCAGGUAACAGCGAUGCCGGCGCCAUGCAGACCUGGUUGCUCUGGAACAUGAUCGGUCUGUAUCCGAUCACCGGGCAGACCACCUUCCUGAUCCACUCGCCGUGGUUCGAAUCAAUGACGAUCGAUCUGGGCGACGGCAAGAAGCUUGAGAUCACCUCGACAGGUGGCGACGGUAAUGGUGACAGCGACUAUUACGUGCAAAGUCUCAAGGUCAAUAGGAAGGCGUGGGCGCAGAACUGGUUGACGUGGGAGGACGUCUUUGCGGACGGCGGCACGCUGGAGUUUGAGUUGGGGCCGACCGCAGUCAAUUGGACGAGCGGUGCCUUGCCGCCGAGUCCCGCGUCGGAGUAG
Molecule: messenger RNA, 2274 nt
Organism: Penicillium argentinense
Lineage: Eukaryota; Fungi; Ascomycota; Eurotiomycetes; Eurotiales; Aspergillaceae
Product: alpha-1,2-mannosidase family protein
Exons: 5
Coding region: 1-2274 (757 amino acids)
Biological process (GO): carbohydrate metabolic process; protein deglycosylation; protein quality control for misfolded or incompletely synthesized proteins
Cellular component (GO): cytosol; nucleus
Molecular function (GO): carbohydrate binding; peptide-N4-(N-acetyl-beta-glucosaminyl)asparagine amidase activity
Source: RefSeq, a predicted model, not a curated record